UCGCAAGGCUUCCCAUGUUGGAGCACCAGCGGCAAUCCCGGGUGGGACGCACCGCUACGGCGCCUUUAAAGCUUGGUGGCGUGCCGGGGGUGGGGCGGAGAACUACAAGCCCCACAAUGCUGCGCUUCAUCCCUGAUUUCUGAUUGGCUGCGGUGCGUUUCCCGCUUUUCCAUCACUUCCGGUCUCGAAUUGGCGGUUGCGGCGGGCCGAGGCCGCGGGACUCCGCGGGCCCGGGAUCCAGCGGCUGCCAUGAACUUCUCGGAGGUGUUCAAGCUCUCCAACCUGCUCUGCAAGUUCUCCCCCGACGGCAAGUACCUGGCCUCCUGCGUCCAGUACCGGUUGGUGGUUCGCGAUGCCAGCACCCUUCAGAUCCUCCAGCUGUACACGUGCCUGGACCAGAUCCAGCACAUCGAGUGGUCGGCCGACUCGCUCUUCAUCCUGUGCGCCCUCUACAGGCGGGGGCUGGUGCAGGUGUGGUCUUUGGAGCAGCCGGACUGGCACUGCAAAAUAGAUGAGGGCUCUGCGGGGCUGGUGGCUUCCUGCUGGAGCCCAGACGGGCGGCACAUCCUCAACACAACAGAGUUCCACCUGCGGAUAACUGUCUGGUCCUUAUGCACGAAGUCUGUGUCCUACAUCAAAUACCCUAAAGCUUGUCAGCAGGGAAUAACCUUUACCAGGGACGGCCGCUACCUGGCCUUGGCGGAGAGACGGGACUGCAGGGACCACGUGAGCAUCUUUGUCUGCAGCGACUGGCAGCUCCUGCGGCACUUUGAGACGGACACACAGGACCUGGCGGGGAUCGAGUGGGCCCCCAACGGAUGCGUGCUGGCGGCCUGGGACACCUGCCUGGAGUACAAGAUCCUGCUCUACUCCCUGGACGGCCGGCUGCUGUCCACCUAUUGCGCCUACGAGUGGUCCCUGGGCAUCAAGUCGGUGGCUUGGAGCCCCAGCAGUCAGUUCCUGGCAGUCGGGAGCUACGACGGAAAGGUGCGUGUUCUCAACCACGUGACAUGGAAGCUGCUCGCAGAGCUGGGGCAUCCUGCGGCCGUCAGCAGCCCUAGCACAGUGGUGUACAGGGAGGCAGAGAAGAGCCCGCCGCUGGCGCUGGGCCGCCUGGCCUUCCCUCCACCCAGAGCCCCGGCCAGUCCCCGGGCCUCCACAGAGAGCAAAUAUGAGAUCGCCGCGGUGCCGGCCUCCCUCCGGACUCUGAAACCCACGACAGACAGAGCCAACCCGAGGAUGGGCAUCGGGGCCCUGGCCUUCAGUCCGGACAACUACUUCCUGGCCACGAGGAGCGACAGCAUCCCAAGCGCCGUCUGGAUCUGGGACGUCCGGAAGCUGAGGCUCUUCGUGGUGCUGGAGCAGCUGUCGGCUGUGCGCUCCUUCCGGUGGGACCCGCGGCAGCCCCGGCUGGCCAUCUGCACAGGGGGCAGCCAGGUGUACCUGUGGUCGCCGGCAGGCUGCAUGUCAGUGCAGGUGCCCGGGGAAGGCGACUUUCAGGUGCUCUCCCUGUGCUGGCACCCGAGCAGGGACUCCCUGGCUCUCCUCAGCAAGGACCACUUCUGCCUGUGCUUCCUGGAGGCUGAGGAGGGGGUCGGCACAGCCCUCGGGCAGCAGGACGACCACACAUAGAGGCUGGGCGCGAAUGGGCCCUGUGGCUCCUAUCGGCCACGGGAAAGGAACGGAGCUUCUGGGGCAAGUUCCCCUCCCGGACAGGCCAGAGGAAAUGGUUUGCUUUUAUUUUUCUAGAGCAAGGCAUUUUUGUAAAUAGGUGUGGCAUGCAACUGUAAUUUUUGUUAUUUAAAGUAAAUAUUUGCUAAUUCA
This is a messenger RNA of Phacochoerus africanus (Common warthog), 1824 nucleotides long. RefSeq names its product WD repeat containing, antisense to TP73 (gene WRAP73). Gene Ontology annotation, molecular function: protein binding. NCBI's taxonomy places the organism in Eukaryota, Metazoa, Chordata, Mammalia, Artiodactyla, Suidae. The coding region runs from base 250 to 1632 and encodes 460 amino acids. The transcript is spliced from 12 exons. Gene Ontology annotation, biological process: protein localization to mitotic spindle pole body; microtubule anchoring at mitotic spindle pole body; mitotic sister chromatid segregation. The record is from RefSeq and is a predicted model, not a curated record. Gene Ontology annotation, cellular component: MWP complex; mitotic spindle; microtubule organizing center.